CUUGUAUCCUGAUGUUAUUUACAAAUAUCAUUGUGUUCAUCCACAACUAUUAUGAUGAAGUACACAUCAGCACUGGUUGCCAUUUUGGCUGUUCUCGGUAUGGGACUAGCUUAUCCGUCUCAAGAUUUCGGUACUGGUCCUCAGGAUUUGCCAGAUGAGUUGAUAGAUUUUGUAAAGCUUAUUCCAAUGGACGAAGUUAAAAAGAUAAUAACGGAAUAUGUAUAUCAAGAUACAAAAGUACAAAACGCUCUGUUUUAUAUACUUUCAUCUGACUUCCAUUCGAUUCUGCGUAAGAUCGAAGUUCUUAAAGAACAUCAAGCUCUAGUAGUAUAUUUGGAGAAUGCUGGAUUGCCUAUUAUCGAGAGUAUCAAUCAACUUCACCAAAUUAUUGGCAUGGAGGAUUAUGAGCCGCCUGAAAGAAAACUUUUCAAUUCUCCAUUGAAAAUCGGUGAUGGAGUGAAAGGGAUGCUCGAGGAUGUUUAUAGUGUAUUACCUAUUAGCGAGAUUGUCGAUCUUCACCAACAGAAGAUGCAAAAUUCCAAAGUUUACGCCGAUUUCUUCAAACAAAUGAGUUCUCAGCAAACGCAAAAAUUAAUCGACGACCUAUAUGCAAAUCAAACUUUUAAAAAUUCUGUCAUGACGACCAGAGAAAAUGGAUUGGAACUUCAGGGAGUGACACAACUUAUUGGUAGUAUAUUUGGUCUUUCUUUUCCGUACUAAAAUUUAAACAUGUAAUAUUUUAAACGAGUGCUUUUAACAUGUAUUUUUCUAUUUUAUGUUGUUAUAUACAUUGUUGUAAUACAUUGUUGUAAUAAUAAAACCAAAGAAUUCUUAAA
This is a messenger RNA of Solenopsis invicta (red fire ant), 836 nucleotides long. RefSeq lists its product as uncharacterized. The record is from RefSeq and is a predicted model, not a curated record. Bases 52 to 720 code for a protein of 222 amino acids. The transcript is spliced from 2 exons. NCBI's taxonomy places the organism in Eukaryota, Metazoa, Arthropoda, Insecta, Hymenoptera, Formicidae.